CUGUUCAUCUUUGACGGCCUGGAUGAAAGCAGACUUUCACUGGAUUUCAGCAACAGUGAGGUCGUGUCUGAUGUCACACAGAAGUCAUCAGUCGGCGUGCUGUUGACAAACCUCAUCAAGGGGAAGCUGCUUCCCUCGGCUCUCAUCUGGAUAACUACCCGACCUGCAGCAGCCAAUCAGAUCCCUCCUUCAUGUGUGGACAGGGUAACAGAAGUACGAGGCUUCACUGACCCCCAGAAGGAGGAGUACUUCAGGAGGAGAUUCAGUGAUGAAGAGCAGUCCAGCACAAUCAUCUCACACAUCAAGACAUCCAGGAGCCUCCACAUCAUGUGUCACAUCCCAGUCUUCUGCUGGAUCACUGCUACAGUUCUGGACCGCAUGUUGACUACAGACCAGAGAGGAGAGCUGCCCAAGACCCUGACUGACAUGUACUCACACUUCCUGCUGGUUCAGACAAAGAGGAAGAAGAACAAGUAUGAUGAGGGACAUGAGACGAGUCCACAGGAGCUGACGAAGGCUGACAGGAACCUUCUUCUGAAGCUGGGGAGGCUGGCGUUUGAACAACUGGAGAAAGGACACAUCAUGUUCUACCAAGAAGACCUGGAGCAGUGUGGUCUUGAUGUCACAGAGGCCUCGGUGUUAUCAGGAGUUUGUACAGAGAUCUUCAAAAGAGAGAGUGUGAUCUUCCAGAAAUCAGUCUACAGCUUUGUUCAUCUGAGCGUUCAGGAGUUUCUGGCUGCAGUCUACAUGUACCACUGUUACACCAGCAGGAAGACAAAGGUAGUGGAGGACUUCCUGGGAGGAGACUACAGUUACUACAGUUACUCAUCUCUGGAUGACUUCCUGAAGAGAGCCAUGGAGAAAUCUCUCAGUAGUAAAAAUGGCCACCUGGACCUGUUUGUCCGCUUCCUUCAUGGCCUCUCUCUGGAGUCCAACCAGAGUCUCUUAGGAGGUCUGCUGGGUCAGACAGACAACAGUCCUAAAACCAUCCAGAGAGUCAUCAACAACCUGAAGAAGAUGAACAGUGGUGAUAUCUCUCCUGACAGAAGCAUCAACAUCUUCCACUGUCUGAUGGAGAUGAACGACCGCUCAGUACAUCAGGAGAUCCAAGAGUUCCUGAAGUCAGAGAACAGAUCAAAGAAGAAACUCUCUGAGAUCCACUGCUCAGCUCUGGCCUACAUGCUGCAGAUGUCAGAGGAGGUUCUGGAUGAGUUGGACCUGGAGAAGUACAACACAUCAGAGCAGGGACGACUGAGACUGAUCCCAGCUGUGAGGAACUGCAGAAAGGCUCGACUUACUGCCGUUAGACUCUCAGACACUGACUGUGAAGUUGUGACCUCAGCUGUGAAGUCCAACCCUCAUCUGACAGAGCUGCACCUGGAUCUCAACAUCCUGUCUGAUUCAUUAGAGAAGCUUCUGUCUGCUGUACAGGAGAGUCCAAACUGUAAACUGAAGACUCUGGGACUUAUUGGCUGUGAACUCUCAGAGACUCACUGUGAAGUUUUGGCCUCAGCUCUGAAGUCCAACCCCUCCCAUCUGACUUUUCUACUGGUCUGA
Molecule: messenger RNA, 1557 nt
Organism: Scomber japonicus (chub mackerel)
Lineage: Eukaryota; Metazoa; Chordata; Actinopteri; Scombriformes; Scombridae
Product: NLR family CARD domain-containing protein 3-like
Exons: 4
Source: RefSeq, a predicted model, not a curated record